Messenger RNA from Rosa chinensis, 1623 nucleotides. RefSeq names its product amidophosphoribosyltransferase, chloroplastic. Gene Ontology annotation, molecular function: amidophosphoribosyltransferase activity. Gene Ontology annotation, cellular component: cytoplasm. The record is from RefSeq and is a predicted model, not a curated record. The transcript has a single exon. Bases 1 to 1623 code for a protein of 540 amino acids. NCBI's taxonomy places the organism in Eukaryota, Viridiplantae, Streptophyta, Magnoliopsida, Rosales, Rosaceae. Gene Ontology annotation, biological process: purine nucleotide biosynthetic process; purine nucleobase biosynthetic process.
AUGGCUGCAAUUAAACCCUCACUCAUCUCUUCCUCGCACUCCAUCAGACACACCCCUCUUCACCCAACCCUAACCCCUCUCUUUUGCUGCCCCAAAACCCUAAACCCUAAACCGCCUUUCCUCAAAAUCACUCUUGCUGUUUCUCACUCCCUCUCACGUGCCCACAACACCUCCUUUAUUGUUCACUCCAAAAACCCAAUUUCCCACAUUUUGUCUGCAGACAAAGAAUACCCAGAUGACAUCUCUGUCGACUACGAUGAUGAAAAGCCUCGAGAGGAGUGCGGCGUGGUUGGCAUCUACGGCGACCCCGAAGCGUCUCAUCUUUGCUAUUUAGCCCUCCACGCGCUCCAACAUCGCGGUCAAGAAGGGGCAGGGAUAGUCUGUGUUAAAGACAGCGUCCUUCAAACCAUAACCGGCAUGGGGCUCGUCUCCGAGGUCUUCGACCAGUCAAAACUCGACCAGUUGCCAGGUGACUUGGCUAUUGGACAUGUCAGGUACUCCACUGCAGGUUCCUCUAUGUUGAAAAAUGUCCAGCCAUUUGUUGCAGGGUAUAGGUUUGGAUCUGUUGGGGUUGCCCACAAUGGUAAUUUUGUAAAUUAUCGUGCCCUAAGAGCCAUGCUUGAAGAGAAUGGUUCCAUCUUUAAUACCAGUUCGGAUACCGAGGUUGUUCUUCACCUUAUUGCAAAUUCGAAGGACAGACCUUUCCUAUUGAGGAUCGUUGAGGCGUGUGAGCAGCUUGAGGGUGCAUAUUCUAUGGUGUUUGUGACUGAAGAUAAGCUUGUUGCGGUUCGAGACCCUCACGGGUUUCGGCCUUUGGUUAUGGGGAGGAGGAGCAAUGGUGCUGUUGUGUUUGCUUCUGAGACCUGCGCGCUUGAUUUGAUUGAAGCAACAUUUGAGAGAGAGGUGUGUCCCGGAGAAGUUUUGGUGGUAGAUAAAGAGGGGGUUCUAUCACAAUGCCUUUGGUUUUGUCCUCAACCAAAACAAUGUAUCUUUGAGCACAUAUACUUUUCUCAGCCGAAUUCUGUUGUUUUUGGGCGUUCUGUUUAUGAAACCCGGUUUGCAAUUGGGGAGAUUCUUGCAACGGAAUCCCCGGCUGAGUGUGAUGUUGUGAUAGCAGUGCCCGAUUCAGGUGUGGUGGCUGCACUUGGUUAUGCUGCCAAAGCUGGUGUGCCUUUCCAGCAGGGUUUAAUUAGGUCUCAUUAUGUUGGGAGGACCUUCAUUGAGCCAUCCCAGAAGAUUAGGGACUUUGGGGUGAAGCUUAAGCUCUCUCCAGUCCGGGCUGUGUUGGAGGGUAAGAGGAUUGUGGUUGUGGAUGACUCGAUUGUGAGAGGAACUACGUCUUCAAAAAUUGUUCGGUUGUUGAAGGAGGCAGGUGCUAAGGAAGUUCACUUGAGGAUCGCAAGCCCCCCGAUUAUAGGUUCAUGUUAUUAUGGAGUGGACACCCCAAGUGCUGAGGAGUUGAUUUCAAAUAAGAUGAAAGUUGAGGAGAUGAGGGAGGCUAUGGGACUGGAUUCACUCGCUUAUCUGCGACUUGAUAGCUUGAAGAAGUUGUUGGGAAAGCAAUAUCAUAACUUCUGUUAUGCUUGCUUCACCAGAGACUACCCUGUCAAGCCUAGAGACUAA